This is a messenger RNA of Staurois parvus, 358 nucleotides long. The record is from the annotation of a GenBank genome assembly. NCBI's taxonomy places the organism in Eukaryota, Metazoa, Chordata, Amphibia, Anura, Ranidae.
CAUACAGGACAGGAGAAGUGGAACUAUGCAGAGUCCAUACAGGACAGGAGAAGUGGAACUAUGCAGAGUCCAUACAGGACAGAAGUGGGACUGUGCAGAGUCCAUACAGGACAGGAGAAGUGGGACUGUGCAGAGUCCAUACAGGACAGGAGAAGUGGGACUGUGCAGAGUCCAUACAGGACAGGAGAAGUGGGACUGUGCAGAGUCCAUACAGGACAGGAGAAGUGGGACUGUGCAGAGUCCAUACAGGACAGGAGAAGUGGGACUGUGCAGAGUCCAUACAGGACAGAAGUGGGACUGUGCAGAGUCCAUACAGGACAGGAGAAGUGGGACUGUGCAGAGUCCAUACAUACAGAAU